Musa acuminata AAA Group (dessert banana) is the source of this 1765-nucleotide messenger RNA. Its product is annotated as polynucleotide 5'-hydroxyl-kinase NOL9. Gene Ontology annotation, biological process: cleavage in ITS2 between 5.8S rRNA and LSU-rRNA of tricistronic rRNA transcript (SSU-rRNA, 5.8S rRNA, LSU-rRNA). NCBI's taxonomy places the organism in Eukaryota, Viridiplantae, Streptophyta, Magnoliopsida, Zingiberales, Musaceae. The record is from RefSeq and is a predicted model, not a curated record. Gene Ontology annotation, cellular component: nucleus. The transcript is spliced from 9 exons. Gene Ontology annotation, molecular function: polynucleotide 5'-hydroxyl-kinase activity. The coding region runs from base 144 to 1301 and encodes 385 amino acids.
CUUCAAGAUCCGUGUCGAGCUUGAUUGGCACCUUCAAGAUUCGCGUUUCCUUAUAUGGAUUGUGGAUUUAAAUUGCGCUGUCAGUUCCGGUGCCCAGAAACUUCGCUUGCUUUCUCCCUUCGCCGAGGACCGACGGCGGCGCGAUGGUGGGAGGGAGAGAGAGCGGCGCCGGCGCCUCGGCGGGAGAGGUGAUAAUACCGCUGGAGUGGGAGGAGGCGGCGGAGGAGAUAUCGCGCGCCUCCUCCCCUCCGCCGGUGGUCUUCAUCUGCGGGCCCAAGAACAGCGGCAAGUCCACCUUCUCUCGCUAUCUCCUCAAUGUCCUCUUGCCAAGGUACGGGAAAGUGGGAUACCUGGAUACGGAUGUGGGCCAACCGGAGUUCUCGCCUCCGGGAUGUCUCUCGCUUACUCUUGUCGACAAAACUAUUCCAGAUUUGAUGAAUCCGUGCAUCAGAGCAACCGAAAGGUGCUUUUUCUUUGGUGAUGUCUCCUCAAAGAGUGAUCCAAAAGCCUAUUUGGAUUGUACCUUCAACUUGUAUGACUACUUUAUUAGGGUGCAUUAUCAACCAAAUGAACUAAAUCAUCCUGGAAAAGCAUUGCCUUUGAUUAUUAACACUCCUGGAUGGGUUAAAGGCACCGGCUUUGAUCUUUUGGUAGAAAAGUUGAGAUAUAUAUCUCCCCUUCAAGUGGUUCAGAUACGCAUUUCAGUUGAGAGUAAAAAUCUUCCAGGCAGCACAUUCUGGUUGGACAGUGACCAACAAGAACCCCGUAUAUAUCUUCUCAAUUCAGCACGGCAUAACUAUGAAAAUCAAUCUAUAUUAGUUCGAAAGGAUGCUUGCCGUAUGCGAGAUCAACGCCUUUUUGACUACUUCAAGCAAUGCUUUCCUAGUAACCUGAAUAUUUUAACAAAUAAGGAACUUGCUCAUGCUCUGGCUGCUAUUGCUCCUUACGUGGUUCCUUUUGCAAAAAUAAAAGUUGUGCAUCUUCAUUGUCAGGUUCCAAGUAGCGAAAUCUUCCACAGUCUCAAUGCUACAAUUGUUGGCUUGGCAGUUAGUUCUGAUGUACCUGCAAAAUCUCGGUCUGACACACCUUGGUGUGUAGGACUUGGUAUCGUGAGAGCUAUUGAUGCAAUUCGAGGUUUACUCUAUGUGAUUACACCUGUUCCCCUUGGCAUUCUACAAAAGGUUGAUCUUCUUCUACAAGGGUUUAUCGAAAUCCCUACCGGUCUCUUGCAGGUGCGUGGAUGUUUAUCCCCUUACAUGUCGACAAAUGUGCUCCACAAGAUAUCAGAAGAGCAUUUAUAAGGGUUUCCAACUGGGUUUUCCUGCUGAUUACAUGAACUGAAGCACGCACAACAGUUUCAAUUGGUGAUCUCAGUGAUAUCUUGCUCUGCACAAUUUUUUCUCUGGUUCUGUCAACCUCCAGAAGCAAUUUUGAAGAGACUACCGUGAAGGAAGAUAAUCUUCGAUUCUAAAGCUUCGGAAGGACAACUUUUCAUUCGAAAUCUGGUUAUGUAAUUGAGCUCUUGUGAAAGUGUACAAGCAAGAUAAGCAGGACUCAGAACUCUGCCGUGCACACUGCUCCUUUCACACUCAAUAUGCAAGAUAAGCUGCAGACUGAUGCAGUCUACUUUCCCAUGACAUCCAUUCUAAUGGUUAAGGAGCAGAGUGCACGGUAGAGCUCCGAGUCCUGCUUUAAAUGUUUAGUAAGCAUGGAGGUUGCACAAUGUAGUUCUAUAUAGAUAUUGAUUACUUCUACUGUACUCUUC